AGGAAGCAGCUGGAAGUGGCAGGAAAUAUAUGGGCUAUGGGAUUGGGCAGGAAGCCAAGAAGAGGCUUUUGAAACAUAGGGUAUAACUUAAUUAGAUUGCUUGGAUCUAUAUAGGAAAGCAACAGAUUGAUAUUUAAGCUCCUAUAAUAUCGCGAUUGUGUUGUUUUAACGCCCUUGCUUGCUGCUGCGACCGCUGAUUAUAUCGUAACGUAAGAUGGAAGUCGAAGAUGGGAAGUUUAGACACAUACGACAGUUUUUUGCCGAGGACGCCUGGGAAGCCCUAAGUGAUCUCGAGAAGCAAGUUUAUUGUACAGGGUGUCCAGAAAAAAAAGAUACUACGAAAAUUAAGUCGCAUUCAUUAACGCACGUGCCGAUUUUGUUCCAACUUCGUGUGCUCAUAGUGCAAGAUUUGGCAAAACUCAUGAGCACUGUAAUGCGUCGUUGGAAAGUUGUCUGUCUGCCCUCCGAGAUGGUCAACAUGACCAUCAGUCACCUGCAGACUGUGCUAGUGCUGGAGCUGAUCCGCCGGAAGGCCGCUCACAUUGAGUAUCUACUUUGAGGAGCUGCCGCGACUAACCAAAGAGUUAAUAUGCCAUAUGGCGCCUGCUGUCUGUUUUGCCAUAUUUUUACGAAUACAAGCAUGUGCCAUUUUAAAAUGUAAGGUGUUUAUUUUCGGAAUUAGAGCAAAAAAUAAUAGUAUCCGUUUUUUCUGGACACCCUGUAACAUGAAGUCCAACUAUGACAAGUUAUCUGAACUCGGCAUCGCGGGUCACCCGCCAUCGUUCAUGCGCGCCCCGCCGCCGCUGCCGCCGCCCCGGCCGGCCCGACCGAAGCGUCCUCGACCAGCGAGGUCGGCCGAUGACGGCGACGAUGACUGGAGUCCGUCGCGAUGCGUACGGCCGGCCAAGCGGCGGUCGCGUUCCACCGUGCGACGUGGCGCCGCCAAGAGCAGGUUCCAGCCGCCGGUGAAGAGGACGGCGACGGUGACAUCGGCUGAGACGGCGCCCGCUGCUUCCUCGGCCGUGUGCGGUGAGCACGUCCAGUCAGAGGAGCGGCGGCGGGUCACCACAGAAGAGGUAGCAAAGGAGGUGGACCGGUCUCCGCGCAGGCCGCCGUCGCCGCCGUACGAUUUCAUCGGCUUUACGCUCGAGGAUCAGUUCAAGGCCCGGCACGCUGUGGACACGAAAGCUGAACUGCUGUGGAACCACAUCAUCGCCGAGUUCAAGGACUUGGGAGAAGAGCCUCCCGAGCGGGAGGUGUUCAAACGACGCCGGAACACGGUCAACUACCGGGAGGAGGAGGACCUGGACGACGACGACUACAUCUUCUGUGACGAGUGUGACCGCGAGUGGGAGGGCGACUGUCCUGUGCACGGACCGCUGCAGGUCGUACCCGACAGCAAGGUCCCGUUCGACACUGGCGAUCCUGAGAGAGACAUCAAGACCCGUCCCGAGUUCCUCAACCCGGGCCGGUCCAAAAUACCCGGAGCCAACACCGGUAUUUGGACGGAGAAGGACCUGCCGGCGCGGCUGAGGUUCGGACCCUACGAGGGUAUCGUCACCGCCGACCGACGCCAGGCCACCGACUCGGGCUACAGCUGGGAGAUCAAAAAGAGUCGCCGCGUGCACCACUACGUGAACGCCGGUGACUCGAGCUCCAGCAACUGGCUGCGGCUGGUCAACUGUGCCCGCUUCGAGCAGGAGCAGAACCUGAUCGCCUUCCAGUACAAGGGCCAGAUGUACUACAGAACGUAUAAGCCGAUUGUGAAGGGCUCCGAGCUGCUGGUCUACUACGGAGACGCCUACGCCCGGGAGCUCAACAUCAACGUGCAGACGUUCAGGAAGGCUCCGGCCGCCGCCCCGCCGCCAGCAGCCUUCGUGUCAGGUGGCUAUUCGACGGUUCGCUGCGUCCACUGCGACUACGCCUGUCUGGGACAGGAGCGGCUGGACAGGCAUGUGAAGAAAUGGCACGGUCACAUCGGCAGGAACGGACGGUACAAGUGUGAGUGGUGUGAGUACUCGACGAACGACAUGCGUGAUUUCAGUAACCAUCGCCUCACCCACACGGGAGAGCGGCCCCACCGCUGUGACGAGUGCGGCAGGACGUUUACUCAGCUCAUUAGUCUGACCACUCACCGCCGUAUACACACCGGCCAGAGACCGUACGUGUGUGACGUCUGUGGGAAGGCGUUCACAGAGAACGGUAACCUAACGAGACACAGACGGAUCCACACCGGGGAGAAGGUGCGUCAGUGUGAGCAGUGUGGGGCCGAGUUUAACCAGCUGUCCGACUACACCAGACACAUUCAGUCACACAACGGAGUGAAGCCGCACCGGUGCCAGGUGUGCUCGGCCCGGUUCGUUAAACAGGCGAACCUCACCACACACAUGCGGACUCACACGGGGGAGCGGCCGUACGGGUGCUCCUUCUGCGCGGCACGGUUCACGCAGCAGUCGGCCAUGAGGAGACACGUCACCGCCCGGCACACACACGACUACCGACACAGGUGUGAGCGGUGUGGCAAGGGAUUUGUGGUGCCCCGUGAGCUGAGGAAACACAGUGAGAGGUGCACGGUGACCAGCUGAUAUGUGUGUGUAGCUGUAAAGGCGGGGUGGUUGUUACGAGCCUGUUGUGAUUUUAUAAUGCAUGUAACUGCCUCUGGAUCAACUUAUUAUGACAAUGUCACUGUUGGCUGUGAUCGUUGAUUAAGGGCGUUGGUGCAUGCCGUUUGAUCAUUUUUUCCCUAUUUACUCGCACGCACACGACUCGAUGACAUUUGCGCUACGUUAUUGAGUCAUCUUGUGAUUAGUUUUAUUCAUCGUAUUACUGGACCCUAUCGAUAAAUGGUUUGACCGUACUGCAGUGGUAUGCAUCAUGGAGCGUUGUGUUGAUGUUUUAUAGUUUCAUCUGUUCAAUAUAUUUGGUGUUCGCA
Amphibalanus amphitrite is the source of this 2932-nucleotide messenger RNA. Its product is annotated as histone-lysine N-methyltransferase PRDM9-like. The transcript has 11 exons. Lineage: Eukaryota; Metazoa; Arthropoda; Thecostraca; Balanomorpha; Balanidae. The record is from RefSeq and is a predicted model, not a curated record. Gene Ontology annotation, molecular function: protein binding; histone methyltransferase activity. The coding region runs from base 597 to 2585 and encodes 662 amino acids. Gene Ontology annotation, cellular component: nucleus.